Molecule: messenger RNA, 793 nt
Organism: Rosa rugosa (rugosa rose)
Lineage: Eukaryota; Viridiplantae; Streptophyta; Magnoliopsida; Rosales; Rosaceae
Exons: 1
Coding region: 104-616 (170 amino acids)
Source: RefSeq, a predicted model, not a curated record
CUCCAAAAACAACAAAAGUACCACCCACCACCAUCCCUUAACUUGAAAAUAUCAUACAUUGCACUGAAUCCAUCACAAAUCGUCAUCGGAGAGAGACCGGAAAAUGGAUCUCCGGAUAGUGGAGCCAGCUGACCCGACUUCCCCAAGCGGCCUCAAGAAAAAGCUACGUUCUUCCCUUUGCAUUAUCCCUUGCUUCACCAACUCUAAAUCCCAUCAUCACCACCACCACCACCAGGGCUCCGCCACUGCCCCUACGACCCCUCAAGGCUGCAGCGCCAGCGGCCGCAGCCGAGAUGAUUUAGGCCUCCUACGUCCCUCCGACGCCUCCCUCUCCACCCCAAAAUCAGCACGCUCCCACCACCACCACGAGUUCUCCGAGCUGAAGGACAAGUGUCGGAAAGUCAUUGGCCGCAUGGGGCGCCACAGCGGGAGGAGGCACUCCGGGGACUUCAAGUACGACGAGUUGAGUUACGCGCUCAACUUUGAUCACGAGGACCCCAACAUGGAUGACGACAGCUUUCCCCUCAGAAACUUCUCGGCGAGGUUGCCGCAUUCCCCUCCGGCCGAGUCCGCCGCCGCUUCUCCGGGGUCCAAUGAGAUUACUGUAGCUAAUUAAAUCCCCGCCUGAGGGAAUGAGGUUAAUUCAUUAUUGACUGACUAGGCUAAUUGAAUUUCACUGUUUAUACAUUAAUGCUGUAUAUAAUCGUACACUAAGUAACCAUAUGGUUUUUUAUUUUUCUUUUCUGUAAAUUUUUCAUUAAAAAUGUUCUUCUGCAGAAGUGGAAUUUGCGUA